UUCGCCUCGCUUCCGUCUCCUCACCCUUCCCCUCUCUCUCUUUCUCUCUCUCUCCUGCUCGUCCCCUCCUGGCGCCUCCCGACUUCUCCGCCGCACCUGUGCCGACCCGCCGCCCGCGGAGUUGCGGUAUACGGCUUGUCGAGUAGGGCGUAGGAGUGGUGUGGCGAGGCGGCAACCGCGCCAUUGCGCGGACUCGCGCACGCCCCGGGUAGCCUCUGGGACGGUUUGUUUUGUGCGCGGAACCAGAAGCAGGAACAGGAAGAGCCCAAGAAGCCCUCGGUCGUACUGCAGUGGAUGCUGAUGUAAUGGAGCAUCCCAUGGAUCAUCGGAAACUGUCAGAACCUGCAAAUAUUCCAUCCCAGAAGACGCAUCAGGUGAGAAACAUAUGGGCGUGGGAAGAUCCUUCUGCAGCAAAACUUAAUGGAUCUAGCAAUACUGUCUUAUUCUCCAAUUCAUUGCCGUCAGUUCGUCCAGUAGUGCCAGGUAAAGAAAGGGAACAGUUUGCUCAAUCAAUGGAUGAUAUGUUUCCAAUAACAAGGCUGCUUGGCACUGAUGCGAGAGAGACAGAUCUCAUGGAUGAUGUUGCCCAGCAUUUGAUUGGAGACCUAUUACCAGAUGAUGAAGAAGAGCUUCUAGCUGGAGUAAUAAAUGAUUUUGACCAUGUUAAACUGCGCACCCAAUUUGAGGAGUUGGAAGAAUAUGAUGUUUUCCGUAAUAGUGGAGGUAUGGAGCUGGAUGCUGAUCCUAUGGAAACCAUCAACUUUGGUACAGCAAAGGCCAGUCUAAUCAGUGGCACGGGAAGUAGCAGCAAUCAGUACGGCCUCCAGAAUGGUGUUGGAACAGUGACGGGCGAGCAUCCAUUUGGUGAACAUCCCUCCAGGACUUUGUUUGUGAGGAACAUUAAUAGUAAUGUUGAAGACCCAGAGUUACGUUUAUUGUUUGAGCCAUUUGGGGAUAUUCGGUCUAUGUACACUGCAACGAAACACAGAGGCUUCGUUAUGAUAUCUUACUAUGAUAUUCGUCAUGCAAGAAAUGCUAUGCGGACAUUGCAAAAUAAACCUUUGAGGAGGAGGAAGCUUGACAUUCACUUUUCAAUUCCCAAGGAGAAUCCGUCAGAUAAAGAUAUGAACCAAGGAACGCUUGUGAUCUUUAAUUUGGAACCAGCUGUUUCAAAUGAGGAACUCCUCCGGAUUUUUGGUGAAUUUGGUGAAGUGAGGGAGAUUAGGGAGACGCCACAAAAGCUCCACCAUAGAUUUAUUGAGUUCUAUGAUGUUAGGGCUGCAGAAGCUGCCCUUCGGUCAUUAAACAAAAGUGAUAUUGCAGGAAAACGGGUAAAGUUGGAACCUAGUCGUCCUGGUGGAGCUCGUCGAAGUUCCAUACAGCAAUUCAACCAUGACUUUGAGCCAGACGAGGCAAGGCAUAUUAAAUACCAUCUUGGCUCACCUUCUGCGAACUCUCCACCAAGUUUGUGGUCCCAUGUUGGUAGCCCAACAGAGCACAAUCAUUUGAAUACACUCAAUGAAACCGCGUUUAGUGGAGGGAUGAGUCCUUUGGGCAGUAACCAUCUUUCUGGAUUAUCUUCAGGAUAUCCUCCCAUGAAGUCAGCCAUUGGAAAGAGCUCCUAUAGGAAUAACCAUGCUGAUAGCAUUUUUCACGGGUCCCCCACUUUUCAUAACUCACAUUCGUUUCCAGAACAUUAUGGUGGAAUUGUGAGUGCAAGCCCACUUGUGUCUUCCGCAGCUUCGUCAGCUUCUACUGCCUCUGGUUUUACAGCGCUGAAUGGAGCACCGUUUCCUUGGGGUAAUAAUAAUACAUUGAGGGAGAAUUUUCAGUUUUCAGCCCUCCACUCUCCACCUCUUAAGAGUUUGCCUUUUUCCAGUACCCACACACAACACCAGGGUAAUAUGUAUCCUAACCUCCGUGGUUCUUUUCGACCCUCGGAGCACUUCCCCCAGCAUCAUGUUGGGUCUGCUCCAUCUGUUUUGCCAAACUUUGGCUAUUAUCCUGAGUCCCCAGACACAUCUUACAUAAGGCAUGGUACAUUUGGUAGCAUGGCACCCAGCUGUGUUGGUAGAGGCCUUAUGAAGAACUUUGGCACACAUUCACACAUCAACGUUCCGUCCAUGCAAAAUGGCUUAGUUGGUUUUGAGGGUCUACUUGAGCGUGGCCGAAAUCAGGCAGUUGGAAACUUAGGUGGUCAAGAAGAUAGCAGGAUGCAGUAUCAGCUAGAUUUGGAGAAGAUCAUUAGCGGAAAAGACACUCGAACAACACUGAUGAUAAAAAACAUACCGAACAAGUAUACAUCAAAUAUGCUUCUAGCAGUAAUAGAUGAAACUCAUGAAGGGACCUAUGACUUCUUCUACUUGCCUAUUGAUUUCAAGAAUAAAUGCAAUGUUGGUUAUGCCUUCAUCAACAUGGCAUCUCCUGCUUAUAUUGUAUCUUUCUAUCAGGCUUUUGCUGGUCGCAAAUGGGAAAAAUUUAACAGUGAGAAAGUAGUCUCGUUGGCCUAUGCUCGGAUACAAGGGAAAGUUGCACUUAUAAAUCAUUUCCAGAAUUCAAGCUUGUUGAAUGAAGACAAACGUUGCCAUCCUAUGCUAUUUGAUCCCAAACAUACUGAAAGUGGUAAUCAGAUCCUGUUAAAUGACAUGCUGGAAGAACGCAAACUUCAUGAGAAUCCAAUGAAGGACAGUUUCAAGAGAAGUGAAAUAAUUGGCAUACCUGGAAGUUUCUAUGCGGCUAAUUGAUCUGCAGUAGAUGUUAGACUCUUUCUAUAGACUGUCAAGUGUACAAUACAGAGGACAAGAAGGUCGAUACCGCAUUUUGUGAAUUGCGUCGAAUCUGAUGCAAUGUUGCAGAAGGAAACUCCCCCGAUCUUUGGGGGAGCAAAGUCUUUUUGUUUGUUUUGUGCAUAAUCCUAAUUGCAGUGAAGAGUUAGGUUUAUGCAAAGGAAAUGUUAGGUUGAGGUGAAACAAAAGCAUACCGUAGUUCUGAAUAGAAAGGCGGAAAAUGGCCUUGUUUCCCCCCUAAUUCUGUGUAAUGUUGUGUUAAGUGUACGAAAAAGAGCUCCAUAUCGUGCCUGACAUACUACAGUGUCUGUCUCAGCAGUCAAUGCCUAAGAUUGCAUGAUUUUGCAGCCUAAUUUAUAUAUACCGUUGAUCUGAUA
Brachypodium distachyon (stiff brome) is the source of this 3163-nucleotide messenger RNA. Its product is annotated as protein MEI2-like 5. The transcript is spliced from 14 exons. Bases 306 to 2744 code for a protein of 812 amino acids. Gene Ontology annotation, molecular function: RNA binding. Lineage: Eukaryota; Viridiplantae; Streptophyta; Magnoliopsida; Poales; Poaceae. The record is from RefSeq and is a predicted model, not a curated record.